UUCAGGAAGCCAUUACGCAGCUGGCUGGCGGCGGUCGGGCCGGUCAGGGCUGGGCCCUACGCACUUUGCGUAGCGAGGGGGAUUACUUAAGGCCUGGUGCUUGGCCUCAAGCAAGCCCUGCCUGUCCCCCUUUUUGGGGGUGGGGGGUGGGCGAGAGGCGAGACUGGAAAAGAAGAGAAGGGAAAUUGGGGUUGUUAAGGGCAUUAUAAUUUCUUUAAGAAGUGAGGCUAGGAGAGGCCAUGGCUGUUCCAGCCAAGAAGAGGAAGAUGAACUUUUCAGAGCGGGAGGUGGAGAUCAUCGUGGAAGAACUAGAGCUGAAGAAGCACCUGCUGGUGAACCACUUCAAUGCUGGGGUCCCUCUGGCUGCCAAGAGUGCAGCCUGGCAUGGCAUUCUGAGAAGAGUCAACGCUGUGGCCACCUGCCGUAGGGAGCUGCCCGAAGUCAAGAAGAAGUGGUCCGACCUCAAGACCGAAGUCCGCCGCAAAGUGGCCCAAGUCCGAGCUGCUGUAGAAGGUGGCGAGGCUCCAGGGCCCACAGAAGAGGAUGGAGCUGGUGGACCUGGGACAGGCGGUGGCAGUGGUGGCAGUGGCACAGCCAUAGCUCCAGUACUUCUGACCCCUAUGCAACAGCGCAUCUGCAACUUGCUGGGUGAGGCCACCAUCAUCAGCCUGCCCAGUACCACAGAGAUCCAUCCCGUGGCCCUCGGAACCACGGCCACGGCAGCUGCAGCCACGGUCACCCUGACACAGAUCCCCACUGAGGCCACCUUCCACACCCUGGAGGAGGGGGUGGUGGAGUACUGCACCGCCGAGCCUCCUCAGCCCCUGCCGACUGAGGCCCCCGUGGAGAUGAUAACUCAGCACGCAGAGGCCGCCUCCGUCAAACCGCAGGCACUUAAGAGCCGCAUCGCCCUCAAUUCGGCCAAGCUCAUCCAGGAACAGCGGGUCACCAACCUCCACAUAAAGGAGAUCGCCCAGCACCUGGAGCAGCAGAAUGACCUGCUGCAGAUGAUCCGGCGUUCCCAGGAGGUGCAGGCCUGCGCCCAGGAGCGGCAGGCCCAGGCCAUGGAGGGCACCCAGGCGGCCCUGAGCGUCCUCAUCCAGGUUCUCCGGCCCAUGAUUAAAGAUUUCCGACGCUACCUGCAGAGUAACACACCCACCCCAGCCCCGGCCCCUGACCCUGGACAGGUGGCCCAGAAUGGGCAGCCAGACAGCAUCCUCCAGUGAGGGCAGAGCCAGCACUCUGCUGUGAUUGUAAGUGGUUUCUGUGAGUGGCUUUAAGUGGACCAUGUGGCUAGCUCCCUCUUGGAUAGAUAUUUGGGGCUUAUUAGUCUGAGAAAUGAAGGGGACUGGGAAAAGAAAAUUGCUGGGCUCCCGGGACCCAGUGGAGCUGCCUUGUUGAAAUCUGGGAGAUUUAGCUGGGUUUGUGUGUGCCGGCGAUGGGCCGGAUGUUGUCAUGGUCUAAGGCUUGAGACAUCGCCCAGACUCCAUCCAGGACAACCUUGAAGACAGACUGGUUCUCACUGGGGCCAUGUCACGGCACAGGAUCUUCAAUGGGCUGCCCCACCUCAGGUACACCACCUUUUCUAGUGCCAUCCUUCCAGUGGCGCUGGCAGAAAUGCAAUAACACCCACAUAAGAAUGCCUCCCAGCGCCACUGGGAAACCCCAGCCCUUUCUUCCUCCCACCGUGCCUCCAUUCUCAGGGGACGCUCCUUACUGCUGUAUGCCACCACCACCCUGGCACAGCCCAGCUCUUGGAAAUGCCCCGAGACGCAUGCAGCCAGCCUGGCUCAGGAUUGCUCUGUGUGGUGGGGAUGGGUUGGCCACUCUCUUGUCUUCCAUGAUGCCUCUGGGUAGCUGUUAUAUAGUUUGCCCCCACCCCGGUCUUUGACCCAGGUGGGCUUCAGGUGCUGUCAGUCAGAAGGCAAACCCUGUGGACUCCUUUUUCCCACGGCAGUGCACUUGAGGCAAAUCGCUAAUUUUGACUUUAUUUUAGUAUUAGUUUUUCAGAGAGCUCACUUCUAGCCAGUCAUAUUUAUUCUACAGCCGAACCCCUUCUGGGAGGGCUCCAGGCUCUGUGGACCACACAUCUGAAAGACAGUGCGCAUUAGAGCCCUGCUCAGCAGUACUCCCCCGCUCCUGCUCUGUUACUCCGUGCCUGGUGCAUUGUCGAUGCCCCCGACUGGCUGAUUGAAUUCAAAACAAGGAUUGUCCUUGAAUGUAAGAGGUGGGAGGGGAGGGGUGAGACAGAAAGUGGGGUGCUUUUAAUUCUGUGCUCAAGCAGGACACAGUCUCAGAGGGCUGAAGGACUUGUCUGUCUUUCCACCUUCUCUCUGAGGCAUUUACAAAAACCUCAGCCAGGCAGGCAUUGUCUGCAUCGCUUUCAGAUGUGCUGUAGAGUGCUGAGCCCUCAUUCUCCCCACAUCACCAUCCCAUUUGCCAUUUUGCUGCCAUAACUGGGUCACUCAUGACCAGUGGCUACAGCCGAGCUCCAGGUCUUAGCCAAGCCGCCCUUCCAGGCGUGCACACCCAGGGAUACUUAGCGCCGUGCUUGUGGUCCCAGGAGGAGAUCCCCUGGAGACAGGAGCUGGCUACACACUGUCCCCUUCUCCAAGGAGGCGUGUGUAAUGCCAGUUACAGAGAGGGGAAUGAGGUGGGACCCCUCACCCUGUGGAGCCUGUUGGGCCCAGCAGGGUUGCUGCAGGGACUUCCUAACGCUUUGUGACCCAGUUUGGCUCUUCUUUGGGGUUGGAAAUCUGAGCCAAUCGUGUAUCUGUUCCAUUUGUGUGUAAAGAGGAAGCCUAGAUUACGUAAGUUAACUUGGUCUUUCCAGGUCACAACAUUAAAUUAAAGAAAUAUCACUUUUUUUAUACA
Messenger RNA from Arvicola amphibius (Eurasian water vole), 2874 nucleotides. RefSeq names its product nuclear apoptosis inducing factor 1 (gene Naif1). The record is from RefSeq and is a predicted model, not a curated record. Bases 240 to 1226 code for a protein of 328 amino acids. Gene Ontology annotation, cellular component: nucleus. Lineage: Eukaryota; Metazoa; Chordata; Mammalia; Rodentia; Cricetidae. The transcript has 2 exons.